Striga hermonthica is the source of this 1158-nucleotide messenger RNA. NCBI's taxonomy places the organism in Eukaryota, Viridiplantae, Streptophyta, Magnoliopsida, Lamiales, Orobanchaceae. The record is from the annotation of a GenBank genome assembly.
AUGAUCCCUGAGCACUUGGUGGUUAAAAAAGCAGUUGGGGAGUGGCUCGACAAGGAGAAGAAAAACCAGUCACCGCACAGACCGGAACCCGAGACUACGAAACAGAGCACACUUGAAUCCCUCAAACUGUCACCGUUUCGCGAGCCUCCAGCAGAGAUCAUCAACGCGUGGGAGCUUAUGGAGGGCCUUGAGGACGAAAUAUUGUCGGCCCGAAAAAGUCCAAAGUCGAGACCUUUACUACGUAACCUAACAGAAAUCGGCUCCCAGAGCCCAAUGAAGUUCCUGAGUCGAGUGGGGUCCCCGAGAAGUACGAAGAAAACCGUGGGCAAGGAGAAUAACGGACGGGUCAAUGUGGGCUCAACAGAAAAUAGCCCGAAAACAGUUCUUGGUGAAUCUAAUAGAUAUAACUCCAAAGAAAGCACGAAAAAGCCGUCCCCAAGACUGUGGGCCUCGAUAAAAGGAAGCCCAAAAGUGAAAAGAUCAGAGAGUCUGAGGAUCGAUCACCCGGGGGUUGUCCUGUCGAGGAGGAGUUUGGGCCCGUUUUUCGACCCGGAGCUCGUGGCCUCGUUCGAAAAGGAGGUGUUUGAAGAGGAGGAACAGAUCAAGAAGAUGAUUUCGGCCUCGUCGGACUUAAAUCCAAAUAAAUCGAAAAAUCCCCACGAAUCGGAUGCAAUUCUUGAGUCGUACGAGAAGAAAUGUCCCCCGGGGGGCUAUAACGCGAUUAUUCUGUACACGACGACCUUGAGGGGCAUACGGAGGACUUUUGAGGACUGCAACGUGGCGCGUUCGAUAAUCGGGGCACACGACGUGCAGGUUUUUGAGCGGGACAUAUCCAUGGACUCGGGCUUUAAGAAGGAGCUGAGGGAGCUGGUGGGCUGCAAGGAGGUUCGGGUGCCGUUGGUGUUCGUGAAGGGUAGGCUGAUAGGUGGGGUGGACGAGGUGGCGAGGCUGGAGGAGGAGGGCAAAUUGGGGAUUUUGCUGGAGGGGAUCCCGACGGCGGGGCCCGCGGGCUGCAGGGGAUGUGGCGGGGUCCGGUUCGUGAUGUGCCACGCGUGCAGUGGGAGCUGCAAGCUGUUGGGGAAUGAUGGGAGAAAGAGUGUCAAGUGUGGUAAGUGCAAUGAGAAUGGUUUGAUUGUGUGCCCAAUUUGUUGCUGUUAG